AGAGAGGGGAAGUGCGCAUGCGCUGACUCGUGAGUGCGCGUUUCUAUGGUAGCCAGAGUCGCUAGCUGCCAGCUCCAGCAGCCCGGAUCGCGUAGUAUUUCUGCGUGGCACCGGUGCUGGUGCGGCUGUAAAGCACUGGUCAGUGGUCACCGCCUCCGGGAGCCCACUUGUAUGUGCAGAGGGGAGCACCCAGAGUGGGUCUUAGGGGUCCUCCCAUGGCUUCACAGAAGCAGAUGGAGGUAGUGACCAAAGGAACUGGGUUCCGGCGCCGCCCCAAGACGACCACUUACACCCCGGGGACCUGCGAGCUGCUCAGAGUGAUGAUGAAGGAAUCCAAACUGACGAACAUCCAGCAGCGCCACAUCAUGGACAUCAUGAAAAGAGGAGAUGCUUUGCCCCUACAGUGCAGCCUAACAUCCAGCCAGAGGGUCUUACCUUCCAAGCAAAUAGCCUCGCCUAUCUACCUGCCUCCCAUCCUCGCAGCCCGUCCCCACCUCCGGCCUGCCAACAUGUGCCAAGCCAAUGGGGCCUACAGCCGGGAGCAGUUCAAGCCUCAAGCCACCAGAGAUCUGGAGAAGGAGAAACAAAGACUCCAAAAUAUCUUUGCCAUGGGGAAGGACCCAGAGGAACGGAAAAGAAAGGCCCCUCCUGCACGACAGGAGGCUCCAGCCCCUGAGCAAGACCGAUUUGAAGAGUUGGUGAAGGAAAUCCAGGAGAGGAAAGAAUUCCUGACUGACAUGGAGGCCCUGGGACAGGGCAAACAGUACCGAGGAAUUAUCCUUGCUGAAAUAUCCCAGGUAGGAGAAACAACCGGGGAAGCGGGGAGGGGAAGGGCCCAGAGCAAGUGUGAAUGGAAAUACAGGGCCAGCUGUGGCAGGGUUCAGGGGUCAAGCUCUAGCUCACUGCUGUGACGGUUCCUCGGGUUCCUAGCCCUGAUAUACCCACUUUCCCUGAUGCCCUUUGCAGAAACUCCGGGAAAUGGAAGACAUUGACCGCAGGAGGAGUGAGGAACUUAGGAAGGCUCUUGCCACCACUUAAUCUGUCUCCAGAGAUAGGCAGCAUAGCCCAAGCUCGACCACUGGAGUCCACUCCUCUGCCAGGCAGGGCCAUCCUCAGGCCAACCCACCCUACCAGCCUUCAGCCACGUUAGAUGGUAGCACAGCACUGCCCUGCAGUACCCCACGGCAUACUCAGCAGCCUAGCCCCUGCCCAGGAAUGCCACUGGAGCCCGAGACCACAGCCCCAUACACAGAGGAGUAAGACCUGAGCAUCCCUAAUAGGACGUGUAUCUAAAGGUAUCCACUGGGCGUGCUUCCUACCACCUCCAGCCUGUGGCCUGUUCAUUUGGUUUUCUGAAUUCAGGAAUGAAAAUGAUUCCUUUCUUUCUGUUUUAGGAUUUACUUAUUUGAUUUCUUACCGCCUUAGGCAAGUAUUCAAUCACAAUGAUUAACUGGCCAAUAAAACAUAUUGAACGUGGGUCAUUACAAGCACCAUUUUGUUUUCAGAGGGAUAAGCUUAUUUGUUCAAGGCGUUAGAAUUUGUCAAGCACAGAUGGUUUCCAGCUACCUGUUUGCAUAUUUCAAGUGGCAAUGAGAGCCAACCUCUUGGGCACCCCAUGGCUGGCUGCUGUGGCAGGUGCUGAAUUCCACUCUGUUAAUGAUCUCAAUAAACCUCUGCAAUGGUUCA
Macaca mulatta (Rhesus monkey) is the source of this 1686-nucleotide messenger RNA. NCBI's taxonomy places the organism in Eukaryota, Metazoa, Chordata, Mammalia, Primates, Cercopithecidae. The record is from RefSeq and is a predicted model, not a curated record.